Molecule: messenger RNA, 1372 nt
Organism: Hippocampus comes (tiger tail seahorse)
Lineage: Eukaryota; Metazoa; Chordata; Actinopteri; Syngnathiformes; Syngnathidae
Product: potassium channel subfamily K member 16-like
Exons: 5
Coding region: 215-1087 (290 amino acids)
Biological process (GO): potassium ion transmembrane transport; stabilization of membrane potential
Cellular component (GO): plasma membrane
Molecular function (GO): potassium ion leak channel activity; outward rectifier potassium channel activity
Source: RefSeq, a predicted model, not a curated record
UAUUCAAGACCAAGACUUGUAUAUUAAACUCACAUAUUAGAAAAAUACUUUUUUUCCCCAAUAGUAAUGGCAUCAGUCUCCGUGGGAUACGUCCAAAUAUGCUGAUCUUUGAUGUCUACUCAAAGCCCUUUGACGUUAAAUUUUUUUCUUCAGAUAUACUUCUCAAUCUGAUCACCAGCCUGUGUGCCCAUUGUGGCUUUGGGGAAAGUUUUUGAUGGCGAGGAUCCAGCUGGUCCGUGUCAAAGUGAGCUGGACGGUACUUUUGGCUCUGGCCCACCUCACCUACCUGUUAUUUGGAGCCAUCAUUUUCCAGAUUCUGGAGCGAGAGGCCGAGAGCAACAAUCGAAACCACUUCCAACUGGAGAAGCUGAAUUUCUUGGCUAAUUACACCUGCCUGGAUGGACCUGCUUUGGAGAAGUUUGUUCAGGUGAUUUUAGAUGCCUGGGAGAGGGGUGUGAAUCCCUCAGGCAACUCGACGAACCCCAGUAAUUGGGAUUUUAGCAGUGCCUUCUUUUUUGCUGGCACUGUGGUCACAACAAUAGGCUAUGGUAACCUCUCUCCCAGCACUGUGUCCGGUCAGGUAUUCUGUGUCUUUUAUGCGCUGUGUGGCAUCCCGCUCAACCUGGCCUUCCUCAAACAGCUGGGAAAAUGUCUCACCAUUCACCUGGGACGUCUAGAACGAGGCAUGGUCUCCGUGGUUCCACACAAGCAAACUGUGGAGGCGUUGGCAGUGAGCUCCUUCUUCAUCACCGGUAGUCUGCUGUUUCUGGUCAUCCCUCCGCUUCUGUUCAGUUACGUGGAAGGCUGGACAUUUGGCGAGGGCUUCUACUUUGCUUUCAUUACCCUCAGCACCAUUGGGUUUGGAGAUUAUGUGGUGGGGACUGACCCAGGCAAGGAAUACAUCUCUCUGUACCGUAGCUUGGCAGGCAUUUGGAUCAUCUUUGCCUUGGCCUGGCUUGCUCUGAUCCUCAGCAUGGGAUCAAGAAUAAUGGCUCAUGUGAUCGGCUUGACUCAUCCAGGCUUUAAGAAACAAGAGGGGGAGGACGAUGUGUCAUCCAAUAAACUGGAAGACACCUCCAAGAUCUGACACUCGAGCUUGGUUGGAAUAUUCACGCGGUGAAUUUGAAGUAUAUAUUUUACGCUGUUUUAUUUUAUCCCCAGAGGGAAAUUCUAUUUACACUUCAGACUUUUUUAUGUGGCAUGCAUGACUGUACAACACACAAACUCAUUCUGCCCUCACUCAUUAAUAUUGUACAUUUGCCUCUUUGCGAUCCAACUUUGCUUAGGCAAGCAAAACACUCCUGUUUGACGAGUCUACCUCAAAAAGCCAUACAGAGUCACCACGCAUUGUACAAACAUUGAAGUCUGAGAA